Molecule: messenger RNA, 1587 nt
Organism: Mycena indigotica
Lineage: Eukaryota; Fungi; Basidiomycota; Agaricomycetes; Agaricales; Mycenaceae
Exons: 6
Coding region: 1-1587 (528 amino acids)
Biological process (GO): protein O-linked glycosylation via mannose
Cellular component (GO): endoplasmic reticulum
Molecular function (GO): protein O-acetylglucosaminyltransferase activity
Source: RefSeq, a predicted model, not a curated record
AUGGGCUACAAGAUCUCAAGGAGAGAGGUCGUGUUUGCUCUGCUUGGUGGCUGUUGUUUCUAUCUCUUCACUUCUCUCGCAACAGACUCUCGCCGAACCAGCCUUCCAUUACGUUUCAACGACACUCAUUUUCCGGCAACUACAGGCGGUUAUCUGACCUCUCAGCCUGCCCCGCUCGACCUCGGUCUUUCUUAUAGUCUUCCUCAAACUGAAAUAAUCGCACAUGCGCCAGGCUGGACCUUGUUUCGUGAUCUUUACAUGAGCAAGGGAGCGCUUGUCCUGCUCACAAAUUCAAGCCCCUCUUUCCCCGACAUCGCUCUAAUGACAUCGACCGGUCUCCCAGGAAAUCUCACCAACGAUGCUGAAAGGAUGCCCACCGAACGCGACAUGGCUUUCGUAACUCCCCAGGAAGCGAGGGCUAGAUGGGGCGGCAAACUUAGCCGUGGGGAGCGUAAUCGAAUCCUGACUUUAGAGGGCACAACACUGUUGUACAACGACCCUCCUCAGUUCUUAAACCACUACUUUCAUUUCGUUGCAGAGCUUAUGUUUGGCACCUGGGCCUUACUUUUUGGCGCGUUUGACCGAACGAUUUCCCCUCCUUCUACCAUCCCUGCAGCGUCCUUCACGCCUCCUCUUCUUUCUACCAACACCCCGACCAUCACACGUGCAAUCUUUAUCCAUUCCGACGGCUCUGGGUGGCGAGAUGGACCGGGCUUCAAUGGCUACGCAAUGCGCGCUGUUUUUCCUUCCGCCACAGUCGAGACAUCAAUCGACUGGGUUGAUCGCAUCAAUGCAACAAAGACGGAAAUGGGUCGAGCAUGGCAUUUCCCUCUUGCUUUGCUCGUAGAUCGCUCUGCUGCCUUCAGGAAUCCCAUGACUGGCGCACAUACUCAGCGAACUGCGGCUCAAGCUUGGAUGGUGAUGGCGAAGCAAGGCAAGAUUGACCUCAUCGGCAACUGGUGGGCAAGCAUACGAGCAGCCCUGACAAGAUAUGCUGGAGGAGACUCCAACGAGAGCCUUGAUUCUGAGCUCCAAAUGCCUGAUCACGUGGUUAUCACCUACAUCAACCGACAAGGGACACGACGACACCUCCGUGGUGCAGACAAUCUCGCGCUGGUGUCUGCCAUUCAAGAUUUGGUUGAUCGUAAAAAUCGACAAGGGAAAAAAUGGGAGUUUCAAGAUGUGCAUGCUGAGCGUCUGUCAUUAGAUGAACAAAUCAGAGUCACGUCUCGCACAACGAUCAUGCUUGGAGUUCAUGGAAAUGGACUAACACAUCUGGUGCUAAUGAAACCAAACCGUCUGUCCGCCGUCAUCGAAAUAUUCAUUCCUGGGGGUUUCGCUCGAGACUAUGAAUGGACAAGCCGAUCGUUGGGAAUGUCACAUUACUCCGUCUGGAACGACACAACCUUUACGUAUCCUCAUGAACCUCCAGACCCUGCUUACCCUGAUGGCUUCCAUGGUCCCUCCAUACCACUCCAUGCGCCUACCGUCAUAAAACUCAUCGAAGACCAUGUUGCUGCACGGGAAAACGGACCCACAAGGCCAAACAAUUCUCCUGUGGACGACUUUUACGCCGAUGAUAUCUAG